Messenger RNA from Lachancea lanzarotensis, 231 nucleotides. RefSeq names its product LALA0S03e01464g1_1 (gene PBI2). The record is from RefSeq and is a predicted model, not a curated record. Bases 1 to 231 code for a protein of 76 amino acids. Gene Ontology annotation, molecular function: endopeptidase inhibitor activity. Gene Ontology annotation, biological process: vacuole fusion, non-autophagic. Lineage: Eukaryota; Fungi; Ascomycota; Saccharomycetes; Saccharomycetales; Saccharomycetaceae. The transcript has a single exon.
AUGACCGCCAAGACCUUUAUUGUCACACUCAAAGACCAAGUCACCGAACCAGACGUUUCGUCGAUCAAAAAGUCGUUCACCGAUCUCGGUGGCAAAAUCAUACACGAAUUCUCGCUGAUUAAGGGAUUCACGGUCAAGGUGCCGGAAAUUGGGAUCGACAGCAUCAAGGAAAAACACGGGAACCACAUUGCCAAUAUUGAAGAGGACCAAGAAGUGCACACGCAAGCGUGA